Messenger RNA from Talaromyces rugulosus, 1275 nucleotides. RefSeq lists its product as uncharacterized. The transcript is spliced from 2 exons. Bases 1 to 1275 code for a protein of 424 amino acids. Lineage: Eukaryota; Fungi; Ascomycota; Eurotiomycetes; Eurotiales; Trichocomaceae. The record is from RefSeq and is a predicted model, not a curated record.
AUGGAAUCCCUUUCCUUUCCCCAUACAGGGGGAGUCGGCGAGAUGUUCCCGCGAUCCACCACCUGUUCGCAGACAGGCGACUACACCGCCCCAGACGGAUUGAAUUUCACUACAUAUUGUGGUGAAGAUGUCGUCUCCUCGACGUACUCGUCAUAUGUACCAACGGAAAAGAAUUUCACGGCCUGCAUGGACGGUUGCUCCACAGAAUCCUGGCGAUGUUGGGGCGUUAUGUGGCAAGAAUCGAAUAGUUCUUGCUGGGAAUUGGCUUCUCCAACAGUCCUGACAGUGGCAAAUCUCACAACCUCGGACACUAGAGAUAUUGCGCUCGCAAACAGUACACAGAUUUCUAGCAACAUUUCGUGUCCCUAUACCAAUGAUUCGACCCUGAGUACCCCCGAGGGACUGGAUUUCAAACUUGCUUGCAAUAUGGAGAUUUCCGGCAACGAUUUGUGUCCGUGGUCUUCUGAUUUUUGUCCGACCUAUGCCGUGAGCUUGGACGAGUGCAUGGAGGCUUGUGUUCAGGCCCAUCCGCUUUGCGAAGCCGCUAUGUGGAAUCCAGGGCACCUUUCAGGUUACCUGAACUGCUUCCUCAAGAAUGCAACCGGACCCCUGGUGGCAAAUACUGGCAUAAUAUAUCACACUGCUGUGGCCGAAGUUGUGACCCUAGCUCAGGGAUGUCCUACUUAUACAAGCUACACGAGCAGCGAUGGGAAGGCGUUUAACAUCACUUGUUCCCAACAAGCAACUCAGGCGACCAAUAUCACCUUCUCACACCAGAAUAACAUUACCGCAUGUAUUGAUAGCUGUGCUUCCUAUGACGGGACCCCAGAGUGCGAAGCUGUUGUCUUUGACGCUACCCUGGACUCUGGGUACGAGAAUUGCCAACUGUUGAACUCAGUGCAGAUGCUUGACUCGUCCACAAAUUUGAAUAUCGCCCAAAUUGUCUCUACCUCAUCGGACUCGUCCAGUGCGUCAUCUGGCAGCAGCAGCAAGGCAUGGGUUGCUGGUCCAGUCAUUGGUGGAGUAGUCGCCAUUGUCGCCGCUGGACUGGCAUGGUUCUGGUGGAACCGACGAAAAAGAAGAAAUGAGGUUCCUACUCAAGAGAGCAACAGUCUUAAUACGAUAGAAAACCAAAAGAAUCAUGAUGUCGCUACGCUUCUUGAGGCCAGGUCGCAUCAAGAGGAACUCGACUCUGCCCCUAUCGCAGAGCUUACGGGAUCGGAACGAGUGGAACUCCCAUCGCAGAAAAAUCCUGCGCAUGAAAUGCCGGCCUAA